AUGCUAGGUCGCAUGGGUAUGUCGACUGAAGAAGCCAUCAACGCAUACGAAAGUUUCGCAAAGGACGUUUUUCACAAGAAGAACCGCAGGCGGUGGUGGAACAGAACUUAUAAAGAGGAAACACUCGUCAAGAUCAUACAAGACAAUGUAACCAAGAAGAAGCUCGCAAAGACCACGAUGCUCGACGACACGAGGGAAAAGGGGCUCACUUUUGUAUGCUCAGCCACGUAUGACACCUAUGCAGCCUACCUUUUCCGAACGUACAAAGGGAGCAGCAACUGCGCCCACGAUGUGGAAAUUUGGGAGGCGGCAAGGGCAACGUCGGCGGCACCGACAUUCUUCCACCCAAUCUCCAUCAAGGUCGGGGCGGAGAGAAACCAGUACGUUGACGGAGCCGUAGUCUACAAUAACCCCGCCAGCCUUGUCCUGAAUGAGGCCGAGUCUUACUUCGGCAAAAGGAGAACGUUGGGCUUCCUCCUCAGCUUGGGCACCGGACUUAAAGUCUCCGAUAAGGAAGUCAAUGUAGUUCCUCAAGGGCAGGCUAUAGAUCGUCCAGUUAUGGCCAGACAAGGCAGCGGCGCCCUAUUAUCAAGCGGCACGAUAAAGAUUGCCAAGCAUGCCAAAGCAUCGCUGACUGAUUCCGAGCCCGAGCACCAAGCCUUAGAGCACCGGUUUCAAGGAACACCCUACGCGUAUUGGCGGUUGAAUUUAGACCGUGGCGCUGCGGAUAUUAAGCUGAAUGAAUACGAGAAGAUGGGGUUGUUGCGGGCGGCAACGGAGAGGUACAUCCAAGGCCCUGAAGUCUCUGACCAUAUCGACAAAAUCGCCAGCAUGUUGUAUGCAAAGGAGGGCGUCAACCUGUCUCUUGAUGCCGCAUGCCACGCGGUAUCCGAAGAAGCCUCGAAGCAAGCCGUUGAGCAAGAGGUUCAGAUCAACAGCAUUGCAAGCCCUCAAUUCACUGGUAGAUUAGACAUACUCAACAAGAUGGAACAAUACUUUUGCGAACGCCCGUCCGGAUCUUCACCUAGAAGACACCUCAGAAUUUGGGGCAUGGGAGGAGUUGGGAAGACGCAGAUUGUCCUCAGAUUUAGAGACUUGUACGGGUCGAGCUUCGAUCUGCGAAAGUUUCAGAUUGCUAACGGCUGA
Messenger RNA from Colletotrichum fioriniae, 1146 nucleotides. The record is from RefSeq and is a predicted model, not a curated record. Lineage: Eukaryota; Fungi; Ascomycota; Sordariomycetes; Glomerellales; Glomerellaceae.